AUGGCCGAGGGGGACCCCGCGGUGUUCACGGCCCCAGCGCUGCCCGCGGACCCGCGGCUGCUGCCCACAGUGACGAACGCCUACCUGGGCACCCGUGUGUUCCGCGACAUCCUGCACGUGGGCGGCGUGUACAGCGGGGCCGCAGGGGACACCCACCGCGCCGACGUCCCCAGCCCCCUCAGCGUGCGCAUGGCCCUGCCUGGCACGGACAGCCCCGCCCAGACCUUCGCCCUGAACACCCGGACAGGGACCUUCAGCCACACAAUUCAGUCCCCUGGUUAUGUGGCCACCCAGCAGCUCUAUGCCCACCACUCCCUGGUCCACCUGAUGGCCUUCAGUGUCACCAUCCAGCGCUUGGAUCGCUCCACAGAGCCCAUCACCAUCCAGCUCCAGACCUCGUUCGUGCCACAGAGCCAGGACCUGGACCUGACCCCAGGGCCAGACUUCCAGGGAGCACACUACAUCUAUGGGCAGACGCUGGUUCCCGAGGUGGAGGGGGGACCCCGACCCACUGUUCACAUGCUCUGGACGCCCGUCCCACCCUCCCUGACGCUGGGUGGGGAGGAGCAGGAGCGCUGCUGGGAGUUCCUGACGGCCGUGGCAGAAAGUGAGGAGGAGGCCAAGAGGAGCUACGUGCAGGGGCUGUCCCUGGUGGCAACGGGGGCCCUGCACCGCUCCCACAUCCGCACCUGGGCCGCGCUGUACCGGGGCUGCUCCGUGCAGCUGGAGGGGCCCCCUGCCCUGCAGCAGGCCCUCCACGGCUGCCUCUACUACCUGCUGAGUGCCCUCCCACCCCGGGGCAGCCCGGGAUUCGUCUUCCAUGGCAUCAGCCCUGGCGGCUUGUCCAACGGAACCCGGGGGGAGGACUACUGGGGACACAUCUUCUGGGACCAGGACACCUGGAUGUUCCCCAACAUCCUGCUGCUUUACCCUGAAGCUGCCCGAGCCAUCCUGGAGUACCGGAUCCACACGCUGGAAGGAGCCGUACACAACGCACGGGAACAAGGCUACAAGGGAGCCAAGUUUCCGUGGGAGAGUGCAGCCACUGGCCGUGAAGUCUGCCCCGAGGAGAUCUAUGGAGCCCAAGAGAUCCACAUCACCGGGGAUGUCCUGGUGGCCUUUGAGCAGUAUUACUGCACCACACAGGACCAGAAGCUGUUCCAGGAGGAUGGAGGCUGGGAGCUGGUGGAAGCCGUAGCUCAGUACUGGUGCAGCAGGAUGGUGUGGAGUGAGGAGGAGCAGCUCUACCACAUCAGAGGUGUCAUGCCCCCAGACGAGUAUCACCACCAGGUCGAUAACUCUGCUUACACCAACGCCGUGGCCCGGCGCAGCUUAAACUUUGCCGCUGAAGUUGCUCGGGACCUGAUGCUCCCAGUGCCAGAGGAGUGGGAGGACUGUGCCAGGAAAAUCAAAGUGCCUUUUGAUGCACAGAGGCAAUAUCACCCCGAGUAUGAUGGCUACAGCCCAGGGGAGCCAGUGAAACAAGCUGACGUGGUCCUGCUCGGGUUCCCACUGAUGCAUCCCAUGAGCACUGAGGUCCGGAGGAACGACCUGGAGACAUAUGAGCCUGUCACCGACCCGGCUGGGCCUGCCAUGACCUGGAGCAUGUUUGCCGUGGGCUGGCUGGAGCUGAAGGAGGUGCAGAGAGCCCAGAGCCAACUGUACAAGUGCUUCAGCAACAUCACAGAGCCCUUCAAGAUCUGGGUGGAGAACUCGGAUGGUUCGGGAGCUGUGAACUUCCUGACAGGGAUGGGUGGAUUUCUGCAAGCCAUCCUCUUCGGCUACACAGGGUUCAGGAUCACAAGGUCCAGCCUCCGCUUCAAUCCUGCCUUUCCCCACGACAUCACCAAGCUGAAACUCUCCGGCAUCUCCUACUUGGGCAACAAACUGGAUUUCACCAUCACCACAGCAGAGAUCAGCGUGGAAGUGACUGAGACCUCCAGAGACCCUCUGGCAUCUCCCCUGGAGGCAGUACUGGAGUCGGGGCACCAUUUUCCCCUGUGGGAGGGGCAGAGUGUCUCCUUCCCCACAGUGCCCGGCUGGAUCCAGAAGUCACCCUCCAGGACCACCUAAGCCUUGGCUGAUCCAGGUUUUGCCAGCUGGACCAGCAGAUCUGGGAUAUUGAGAAAGGGGGAAGGUAACAGCGGGCAGAGUGGGGGUCCCAGGCUGUGCCAUGAACCCUUAACCCCCCAGGACUGAGUGUGCCACCUGUCCUUGUGUUCCCGGGAAGGGGGGAUGUCCACAGAGCUGUGACCAUGGCAGGGGGUCAGCAUGUCUGUUCUGGGGGCACUGAGCCCCAGAAUCCCCUUCGCACACCUCCAGGUUCUCUCACUUGGCACAGAUGAAAUCAAGCCUGAAAAUGACCAUUUCAAAUGAGUUUUCUAAACAC
Empidonax traillii (willow flycatcher) is the source of this 2389-nucleotide messenger RNA. It is a transcript of the gene PGGHG, whose product is annotated as protein-glucosylgalactosylhydroxylysine glucosidase. NCBI's taxonomy places the organism in Eukaryota, Metazoa, Chordata, Aves, Passeriformes, Tyrannidae. The record is from RefSeq and is a predicted model, not a curated record. Gene Ontology annotation, molecular function: catalytic activity. Bases 1 to 2073 code for a protein of 690 amino acids. Gene Ontology annotation, biological process: carbohydrate metabolic process. The transcript has 13 exons.